This is a messenger RNA of Phyllopteryx taeniolatus (common seadragon), 3577 nucleotides long. Its product is annotated as protein-serine O-palmitoleoyltransferase porcupine-like. The transcript is spliced from 13 exons. The coding region runs from base 453 to 1802 and encodes 449 amino acids. Gene Ontology annotation, molecular function: Wnt-protein binding; palmitoleoyltransferase activity. Gene Ontology annotation, cellular component: endoplasmic reticulum; membrane. Gene Ontology annotation, biological process: Wnt protein secretion; lipid modification; protein palmitoylation. The record is from RefSeq and is a predicted model, not a curated record. NCBI's taxonomy places the organism in Eukaryota, Metazoa, Chordata, Actinopteri, Syngnathiformes, Syngnathidae.
GUACUACGCAGUGAACGUACCCAUGAGUGAUUUUAAUCCAAGUCCUGACGUCCUCGAGGGGGGAGGGGAGGAGGGAUAGCUUUCACUAGCAGCUGUUUCUUCAAGCUAACGGCUAAUUUUUGAGUCAGUCAAGCAUAUGAAAACAAGCACACAUAUUUAAAAUAAAUGUAAAUUAAUAAUAGUUUUCACGUACACAUACAUAUAAUACCCUCUGUGUCUCUAAUGCGAUUAUUAAAGAUUUUUUUAUUUAGUAAUAUUAAUAAUAAUAACACAUUCAAUUUAUACAGCGCUUCUCAAGACACUCAAAGACGCUUUCCACUAAUCAGAUGACAAUAACAGUAAGGUGAGUGAGCAGAAAGCCCGGCUGGCGGGGGCUGGCGUCAGCGAUGCUGUCCACCGCGGUGGAAUGCAGAAGUCACACCAGUUGGCGAGAGCCUAGCUAGACUUGCACCAUGGACAUGUACAGGAGGCUCUUGGUGUUGAUUGAGCUGGCUGAGAGCUGUGGGGUCAGCACACUCCUGCAAGGCUUUGAGCAGGUCUGGAGGCUUCUGCUCGUUUGUCUCCUCUGCAGGCUGCUGUUCAGGACAGGAGGUGUGUCCUCUAUGAAUCAUGUUGUGUCGCUGUUGGCGGGGAUGUACAGCCUUUUCCUCUUCUUUAACCUGCACAUGCUGUGGGUGAUGUUGCUCAGUCUGCUUUGCUACUUCGUUCUUCUUCUUGGCCGACACUCAAGCAGCAAAGGCCUCUUCCUCUCCACUGCCAUUCUAGUUUACCUCCUCAUUGGGGAAUUACAUUUAAUUGACACAGUGACCUGGCAUAAGAUCAGAGGCAGUCAGAUGGUGGUGGCCAUGAAAGCCAUUUCGCUGGCCUUUGACCUGGACAGAGGAGCAGUCAGUGCUUUGCCCACUCCAACAGAGUUCCUUGGCUAUGUUCUUUUUGUGGGCAAUGUAGUCUUCGGGCCUUGGAUCAGUUUCUCAACAUAUAAGGCUGCUAUUGUUGGCAGACAACUGAGCUGGUUAUGGCUGCGCCGUUCCUCUAUCAGCCUCUUAAAGAGUCAGAUUUGCCUGCUGGUGUCCUCUUGCGUAGCGCCAUACCUGUUCCUUUUUUUCAUCCCCAUCCAUGGAAAUACCUUCAUACGCAAGUGGCUGCGUGCCUAUGAGAAUGCAUUGUCAUUCCACUUCAGUAACUACUUUGUGGGCCACCUCAGUGAAAGCACCAGCAUUCUGGCUGGAGCUGGCCGCGUUGAGGAAAAAGACAACAUCAGGUGGGAAAUGGAAGUGGUCAAACCUCUGAAUGUAGAAAUGCCUCGCUCCAUGGUAAUGGUGGUGACAUCCUGGAAUAUUCCCAUGUCACAGUGGCUUAAAAUAUAUGUCUUCAAAAAUGCCAUGAAACUUGGGACAUUUCCCGCCAUCCUGGUCACAUACACAGCCAGUGCUUUACUGCAUGGUUUGAGUUUCCAUCUAGGAGCUGUGCUGCUCUCUUUAGGCUUCAUCACAUAUGUUGAACAUGUCCUGAGAAAGAGACUCGCUGUUAUCUUCAGUGCGUGUGUCCUCUCUAGACAAUGUCCCUCUGACUGCAGCCAUCAGCAUAAGAAGGAGUAUUGGGUGACCCUACUUAACUUAGUUUUCAGUUUCUUGGCCAUCUUCCACCUCACCUACUUGGGCUCCAUGUUUGAUCCGGGUGUUGAAGAGGAAGUGGAAGAGGGUUAUGCAGCCAUCCACACCAUUCAGAGAUGGUCAGAGCUUAACUGGGCCAGUCACUGGGUCAUGUUUGUCUCCUGGGUCUUCUACCGAUUAAUCAUGUGAUGUUGUCAAAGUAGAACACAAUUGCUGGAAGACCAGUCACCCUUUCAGUCUAGCGUCAAGGAGUUGCUGAGAUCCGGAUGAAGGGACCCCACUUGUAGACCACUGAGUCUUAGUUUUUUCCAAGAUGGAGGUCGGAGAAGAUGCAGUGAAGUAACAAAUGUUUCCUGAAAUAUGUGACCCACUCUUGGUAAGAGUCCGCAUGUCGCAAGUAGACCGUUAGUUUCGCGUAAUGGACAAAAAUAGAGCAGAGGGUGGAUAUUUUCAUAUUUUGAAAUUAAAAAUAACUGUUAAGGUCUCUUAAUUUCAUGUCCCAGCAGCCCAAAGGUAGAAUUUUAGAUGACGUGUAUGAAAACAAGUAAUUAGUAAACAAUGUGCAUCAUAAAUUAAUUGCACAUUGCAAACAAUAAAAGCCGAAAAUACACCAUAUGACCAACCACGAAACCGAACUGAAGUCGCAUGGCUGUGUUCUGAGUUCGAGCCGGUACAAAAAAAAAUUUUAUCUUCAGAUUCUAACACCAGAGAAAAAAAAAGUUGGAAUCAAUGUGAAUUUUCCUACCUUACUACCUUGAAAAAAUGCUUUCAUUGAGAGGGUGCAACGACUGUAUAAUCCCAUGAAAAUGAAUAAACAACUAAAGAAAUCAGCUACUACCAUUGCAGAACCGAUAUGAAUAGGUAGCUGCGUGCCUACAGAGACACUAAGCUAGGGAGCUCAAAGUCCUGAGCGGAUUCCAUUUGUGCAGAUGGCAAGAAAACUGAAACAAACAAGGAUCCCAGAACAUUGUACUGUAGAGGGUUCCAAACUACAGCCUGUGGGCCAUUUGUGUUCCACCAUCCAUUUUUGGGUGGCCCCAGCAUGUAGAAAACUAAAAGUAACAUUGAACACAGCCCAUUUUUUUGUUGAAUCCAAGUUUCAAACGUUCAUAACUUUCUUAAUCUUUAUCCUGUUUUCAAAAUGCUAUUACAGCUUGCUAAACACAGAAACAGACAACGUAUAAUACAAAUGAACUUUAAUUAUAGAAAGCUAAGAGUUAAGGGCCACGUUUACAAAAUAAUGGUCAAGAGCCAAACAGUUUGCAGAUGGCAGUCAGGUGAUAUGUGGUUUAAUUUGGCACUCAAACAUGCAUAGAAAAAAACAUUAAGAAUUGAGAAUGAACAAACACUCAAAUUAAAAUCCACAGGGAGGAAUAAACAUACUGUAUAGUUAAGAUGCAUUUGUAGUAGUUAAUAUUCAUAAAAUUAGUGUUGGAAGCGACGCAAAUUAUGAGCCAUCAUGGCGUCCAGGGGUGGUCUCUGAUAUACUGUAAUUUCUUGUGUACUUUUUCACCCCCCAAAAAAUUGUCAAAAGUCAAUAGUGUGCAUUAUACAUAUGUAUAGGGGGAAAUGGAAGAAAAAAAACUUCACAUUUUAUAAAUGUAUGCUGCCAUUUUGUGGUUAUGAAAAAGCUGUAGUUUCAUUCCAAUAUGCUGCCGCCACCUAGAGGUUAUGAGAAAGGUGUACACUUUCAUUCCAAUAUGCCACCGCCACCUAGGGGUUAUGAAAAAGGUGUAGCCUACACUUUCAUUCCAAUAUGACAGGGGUACUAUGACUGCAUAUAUGUACAGUUGUGCUCAUAAGUUUAAAUAGAAUUUGUGAAAUAUUGUUUUGUUUUAAAUACAAUUGAUGACUGAACAACAACCAUCAUUUAUUUAUUUAUGGGUAUGAUUUGUUUAAUGAUAAUGCUUUUCUGAAAUGCUUGACAGUUUAAUUUGAAUCCCAUUAAAACAAAAUUAAGUGUU